CAGUCCACUGUUACUCGGCUGCCCACUUCAGCCCACCACACCACCGGUCGCACUCGCACUCUAGAGAGAGAGAGAGAUCGAGAGCGAGAGCCAGGGAGGGAGAGGGCAAGGGAGAGGACGGAAGCUCGGGGAUGACGAGGUGACAACGCACAUCUCUACCUCAUUCGCUCCUCUCGUAGAGCUCACGACUCUCAGGAGCCCCUACGUGCUGAUCCGGCUCAUAUGCCAUGUGAUGAUUUUGUCUCGCCUUCGAGAGGGAGUUCAAAACUCCGGCUGGACUUCGCGGCUUCGGUAUGUUGAUCGAGAAAUCUCACGAGAAAUCUCACCAUUCUUAUGCGUUGUUUGAUCGAUUUUGACCGGGUUGUUGCCGGAGCCUGUCGAGGAGAAAGGCCGUCGAGACGGCCGUUGUUGCAACUUCUGGGAAAGGAUCCGGAAUGUUAGCAUGGGCUCGGUCUGUUGAUUCCUCCACGAGCUGCCAUGCAAGGUCAACGAGCUGGAGGAUUGGGUUCGAGGGCAACUGUUGGCCAGUGGAAAGAGAUCUCCAAGACGUUUGCAAUAGACAAUGCUCGGACUCCACGGGAUAUUUGGAAGUGUCAGUCAGAGCUGCGAAGCAACCGCAAUCGGAGGUGUGCUUUUCUGUAGCGAAUGGAAGCAAGUUUGAAUCAAAAGUUGAUGAGAGAGCAAGAGAUGGAGAGAGGUUUCGAAUAGAAAGAGAUCAGAUCAGACAAUACGCGCAGUCCAUCUACAGAACACUUGCAGAUCCACAGGCGGCGGCAGUCCCAACAGAACAGCGGUCUUCAGGCCUGCGGAGUUCGAUCCCAGGAGGCCAACUCGCAUGUGAUGUAAGCAAAUAUAGAGUUCAGACAGCAUCGGCAAAUCAGCUGCAUCCCAAUUCUAACGACAGUUUCGAGAGCAUAAAUUUUUCCCCUUCAUCACCCAUCACUGAUCAUCAGAGAGAGUUACGACGUACUGAAAUUGAGGCGGGAUUGGAGCCAGAAGGUACGAGGAGACAAAACGUUGGAGAGGAAGCUUCAGACCAAAUAAAUCGAGCUACUUCUCUGAAGAACGGGUUUCCACUGGCUGAGAGAGCAAGUGCUCCUGAGAAGUUCAUCGCGGAAGGGCUGGAUGAUUCUGAGCCAGCAAGACACGGCAGAGGAGGUCCUCAGAACAAGCGGUCUAGUAUUUGGGCAAAAAAUGUGGAACUAGUGGGACAUGGUCCUUUCGCCUUCCGUGAGAACAUUGUGGAAUGCAGUACACAUAUUGGUGUGAGUGAGAAGGAAGGCUUCGUUUUACAUGAUGUAAUCGAUGCACAGGCCUCGCAUGGAAGAGCUAAAGAGCCCACAGCUGACUCAGGGACACCGAGAAGCCAAAAUUCUCAUCAGAGGACAAUACAUCCGCAAGGACGUCAAGAUAGAGCCAAGACUGCCAAUGCCAUCCCCAGUAGUCCACAAUCGCAGGCUUUGACUGAUAGAGUUUCUAGAGGAGCAGCCUCUGAUGCGCUAGGCACCGAUUUACUUCCUCAAAGCAUUGGGAGUGAUCUACUUCAGCAGGGAACCACCCCAGCACGAGUCGAACGAGUCCAAAAUAUAUCACGGACGAGAAGUGGCGGUGAGAGAGACGUGGAGGAUACCUUAAAAGGCCGUAGAUAUCCGGAGAGAAUUGGAGACCUUAGAGCAACUACAGUAGCCACAGCUGGACGCCAACAUAAAGCAGAAAGAUCUGGGGAAAUACCUCCUGUUCGAACAAGUCAAGAGACAGUUGUAGGUACAGCAGGAGUUCUCACAAUUCCAGAAAGAAUCGGUGGGACGGCAGAAGAUCUGACAGCACGCGAAAUAGUUGAUGUUUCAGAAAGCCAUUCAGUCAGUGAAAGAGUUGGAGGUAGAGCAGAAACACAUUCAGCUCAAGACGGUGGAAGUGCCGAAGGUUUCACGAUUCGAGAAAGAACUGGAGGGAGUCCAUCCGAAGGCAACAAAAUUCCAGAAAGAAUUGGAGCAGUUUCAGACAGAGACUCGGCGGGGAAGGUCCAAGAGAAAGGAAAAGAAGAAAAGCUCCAUCCGAGGGAAGAGGGACAUCAACGGCAAAGCGAGUCAUCAGACGAAAGGAGGCUUCGGGCACGAAUCGACGGCUCAGGUGGUAGCGCCUCAGGAGGAGGUGAUGAGAUUGAGGAGCCCAAAGUCGUGCGUCCUGCACGGCCAUCGGGUGGGAAGGAUCGCCACAGCAAAGUGAACACUGCUAAGGGUCCCAGAGAUCGGAGAGUGAGACUAUCCGUCCCUACAGCAGUGCAGUUUUACGAUGUCCAAGACCGACUUGGCUUUGAUCAACCAAGCAAGGCCGUGGAAUGGCUUAUUCAUAAAGCCAAGGACGCAAUCGAUGAGCUUGGUCGUAUUCCUGUCGAUGGCAAGGAUGGACCUCGCGUACCCAGUGUGUGUACGUCCGAUAUUACACGUCACGUUUCGAUUUCCUCUUCUUACGGUGCGGGCGCCGUCUCAGGUCUUGUGAGUGGCACUUCAUCUUGUUCACCUGCAAGUUCAUUCCAAGGCCCUUCCAGUAUGUCGUAUGGAGAUCAGCUGAGCUUCUUAAUGAACCCAUCUAUUGCUCAGGGAAUGUUUGCGCCUCUACAGCCAAAUCAAGGAAAUUUUGCAGGUCCAACCUUUGGUGUAGGAAGAAUGGAUCUGACUAGGCCGAAUAGCGGAUCUGCGGAAGGAGGCAGAUCGAAUGAAUCAGCAGGAUCUCCAUUGGCACGUGUGGAAUCCAGGACAAAGGCGAGAGAGAGGGCAAGGGAGAGGACGAAAAAGGGUCCCGGAAGAGAUGGAAACCAAGGGAAAGUCACCAGCGGUGGUUCGCCGUCAUCCUCUCAGUCACCUCCUUUCCAUCCUAAUCCCGCAUUUAACUCCUUCAAUGCGUCAAAUUCCAUUCAGAGUUCUGGUCAUGGCUUGUCCUUACAGAGCCCACAUCAAAGCGCGCUACUCCCCGCCGCAUAUGACGGAAGCCCAUUCUCGAGGAUCAUGCAAGGUUCUCACCAAGCCACCUUUCAAAAUAUGAUCAUGCACAAUCCCCCUCUGGACUGUCAGUUUGGCGAUCAGACUCAAAGCCCUCUUCACAAUGCGUUUCUGGUCCAGCCUCAAGCUUCUUUACCAAGUCCUUCUCACACUAUGAACACGUUACAGCACCCACAUUUGCAGACGAUGCAAGUAAACGCUCAAGGAGCCCUUCACUUGGGUACCAAUUUCAAUCCCGGACCAUGUUCAUCUUCCUUCGCCGAGGCAUCUAUGUCCUCUCCUCAUUAUCCACCCGUUCCCACUCUUCCGAUAUCUCAAUCGCUCUCGAUUCCUCAGUUGUCUUCCCUAGGUAUGUCUCCUGCCAGUUCGCUAGGACCUCAUUACCCCACCGGAAGCCCGACACCGAUACCUCCAGGAUUUUCUCCCGGUCCUCCUGCUUCAGCAUUUCGAGCCCAUUCCUUGUCCAUAAGCCAAUGCUCAAAUCCGAAUCAGAAUCAUCAGCAGCAGCAGCAACAGCUUCAAGGAUUGUCAAGAGUUCAACGUCCAGUUCCGUCCUUCAGCACUACUCCAUCGACGUCGCAUGCCGGAUCUUCUUCGUCAAGGGCACAUGCACACCCGUACUACUCAGGGAAUUCUUCGACGGCACUCAUGGGCUGUCUUCAAUCCAUGCCAUCGUUCGCACCCAGAAGCAAUGUGGGCUACGAGCAUGGACAACGAGUGCGUCCUAUGAUGUCUCCUAAUCGAAUUCAUUCCUAUCAAGCAUCCAACUCUCAGAUACCGGCGAGAAUUCAUGGUCUCGAUGACAUGGAAGAGCUCGAGGAAGAGCCGAAUCCAGCAACACCAUCUUCUCCACAUCUUUCUCCCCACCCUUGAUUCGCUAUCAGCACUGAUAACCAACUUAGGGUUCUGAAACUUGGCCUCAAGUUUUUGAACCCUCCGGUGGUUCAUUUGCUGAUUUAAGGCAUUUAGGCAACCCCUGGAUUCUUACCAGCAUUCUAGUAUGUGCUGUACACAGAUGUAUAACACCAUUGUAGCAGCUCUGUGGGACUGGGGAGGAGUACAUAGAUUGACAGCAAUGAGAAACCAGUCCUUCUCUGGUCGACAUCCAGUAUGUCCGUUGCGGCUGUGAUUGCCGGGAAUCUCUUAUUCUGAUCAAUGCAUCAUCAGAACGUGCUUUCGAAUUAUCAGCAGAUUUGCGACUGAUAUGUUGGUAGCACGAAGGCAGGAGGGCAUUUCGAUGUAUACGCAAGCAGAUGGACGAGGACGAAAGCGCGAAGUUUUGAAAGGAUUGACGAUCUCGUCUGAGAAAGUUCAUCCUAAGCUUUUGGCGCACAGAUCCAGCAGGUUAUAUUCACAUCCGAGCUGUCCUAUACAACACGUAAAGUAUGUAAGUCUCACCUAUCACUAAACCAAGUCUUCGAGAUUUCAUCUAGGCUGCACGUAGUCAGCUGCUGUGAACGUGAAGGCCUCCCAAUGCUGUGCUGCUCAAAACUUGGUGUUUCGUCUGUAGGAUAUGUAAAUUGAGACAUUUCCUUAGUUUCAGAUAGAGGUCGCAUUCUUUGUAUAAGAAGAUUUAUCUUCUCCCUUCAAUUAUACAUCUGAAAGUCAGCGUCUUCGAAUUCUGACGAGGCAUGAAUGCUUCUGCAACAUGUACAUGUCCAUGUGUUGGCACAUCUUCAUUCCGUAGGAAGUACUUAGACACCCGGCCAGCUAAGUUGGAUCAACACAGGUCCAAGAUUAUUCUUGAGCUCUAGACCUGCAUGUAUGGAUACAUCUGAUUCCAGAUUGAAAAUAAGAACUCCAAUCUUGGAAACAAGGGAAAAAUCUUCUUCA
Messenger RNA from Marchantia polymorpha subsp. ruderalis, 4832 nucleotides. The record is from the annotation of a GenBank genome assembly. Lineage: Eukaryota; Viridiplantae; Streptophyta; Marchantiopsida; Marchantiales; Marchantiaceae.